Alnus glutinosa is the source of this 1213-nucleotide messenger RNA. RefSeq lists its product as uncharacterized. Bases 327 to 854 code for a protein of 175 amino acids. NCBI's taxonomy places the organism in Eukaryota, Viridiplantae, Streptophyta, Magnoliopsida, Fagales, Betulaceae. The transcript has a single exon. The record is from RefSeq and is a predicted model, not a curated record.
CAACGCCACUAUUCUUGUUCUUUUUUCUUUUUUCUUUUUUUUUUUUCCUUCCAAUGCCACCAUUGUCCUUAACGAAGAAACCUUUUUUCCUCUCUAGAUUCUACUCCGGAGAAUGGCAUUCUGGUCAAUUUGUGAAAAGGGAAAUAAGAAAAGCCUUCGAGAGAGCUAGUCAAGCUCUUCUCCCAUAAGAACCAACCAAAGGUGAGAAAAAUCUUAAUUCAUUGUAACAUCACCUCUCGAUCUCCGGCUUUAAUUCCAACCUUUCUCCGGCCUAUUCAAAGAAGAUCACAUUCAUAGUCACGUACAUAACAAUAACCAAUCCAUCAAUGUCUCGCUCCAGCAUGGCAAAGAAGCUUUGCCACGCUAAGAAGGCGUGGAAGAGCUUCACCAUCACACUCCAAUCCAAGCUCCACAAGCUCAGGACCUCCAGAGCCAUAAAAGCCGCCACUCGCCACCUCGUCGCGGUGCGCUCCUUCCGCUUCCUUUUCCCGUUCAAACGACAGAGUCUCAACAAACCCUCCUACCAAUACGGCCGGCAAUACUACAACCAGUUUCAUAAUAAUUUUUCUGCCAUACACAUAGACGAGCUCGUCCCAGGGCGCUCCAAGACUUUGCAUGCGCAUGCAGAAACAAGCAAAGGCAAAGAAGUGGUUGACGAGAAAAGUUUGCCGAGAAAGAGCGAGAGCGCGUACGGUAUUGAGGAUGCGUGGAAGGCCGUUGUUGCUUCAUCGCCGCAUCUUCGAGGAGUGGAUGAUAGAGCGGAGGAUUUCAUCUCCAAGUUCCAUGAAGAUAUGAAGCUCCAGAAGGAAAGGUCGCUUCUCGAGUUCCAGGAGAUGUUGGCCCGCAGUGCCUAAAUUUGGUUUCAUUCUUCCAUUGAUCCAUAUUUUCUUCCACUUUUCCAAUACAAUAUUGUGAAAGUUUUGCAAUUGGGGCUUGAAGGUUUUUUCUUCAAUUUUUUUUUUUUUACUUUUUAAUUUUUAAUUAUUUUUUUCCCUUGGGGUGUGUGAAUUGAAGACGGUGGUUUUACAAUACAAUAUGGGUACGAAAAUGUAUAGGAAUUAACUUUUGGUUGUUGUCAAGGACUUCUUGUGUAUUCUCAUCUAUUAUUCUUUUUCAGAGGGCUCUUUUUGGUGAGUUAAGACAUACAUAUAUAACGUGUGCUUUGUAAUUGGGUUCUGAGAAAUAAGUAAAGGUUGUUUGUAUUGUGAUGCAA